AUGGCGGAAGUUCCAGACAUCGUCAUCAACCCGCCAUCUUCGAAUCCUUAUAAAACGGCUGUCCGAGUCACAGCAACAGCGCUUACGUCAGCUGCUGACAACAGAAGAAUUGGGAGAUCGUACUCCAACGCAGUUUUUACGUCGCAUGUACCAGCUUCUCGGCGACGAUUCAUCCGCCUUGGACGAAUCGAUUUUAAAGGAGCUUUUCCUGCAACGGCUUCCCCAGACCGUAAGCAUGAUCCUCUCUGCCUCCGCCCCAUCCCGCUCCGAGAACUGUCCGAAUUGGCGGACAGGAUCAUGGAAGCCACUCCUUCCUUCGUCUACCAUAUUCCAACUCCUCCUACCCACAGCCACAAGCCUCCACUUACGCUACUACACCCAUGUUCUGACUGCGCUUCGCUACGAGAAGAAGUCCAACGCCUUCGUUCUCUCGUUCAGAGCCUAACCAUCACUUCAGAGCCUCGUCAGCCCACCCCUGCAGUUUCUACAUCCCAACUUGAAGACGAAAUUGAACUUCUGAGAGCACAGCCGAUCGCGUUCCCCAUCACCACGCUAUCGCUUCCCAACCCGGCGCCGCCCCCAGUUCCAACUGUGCUGAUAUCACGCACGCUUUGGCAAAGCUGCAACCAAGUGCGAAGAGCCCUGCGUUUUCCCGGGAAACGCAGGCACCGGCAACUAGAGGCGACCGCCGUUGCUGGCCAAGCCCCAGGUCGCCUGUUCGUCAUUUCGGACAGCUCCUCCAAAUCACAAUUCCUGGUCGACACCGGCGCCGCUGUCAGCAUCAUCCCCGCAUCGCCAUCCGAUCGUCGACAUCGGCAUUUUGACGGCCCCGCCCUUCAGGCCGCUAACAAGACCCCAACCACCACCCACGGCGAGCGUUCACUAACCCUCGACCUUGGGCUCCGCCGCGUUUUUCGCUGGGUCUUUCUCAUCGCCGAUGUAUCCCACCCCAUCAUCGGCGCAGACGUCUUGCGCCACUACGACCUCCUCGUCGAUAUGCGUCACCGUCGCCUCACAGACGGCACCACUACACUCAGCGUGUCGGGAAUAGCCACCCGGGUGCCAUCGUACCGCUUGAAUGUGCUGGUGCCCGACUCCAACUCCCCUCAUGCCGUCUAA
Ornithodoros turicata is the source of this 1119-nucleotide messenger RNA. RefSeq lists its product as uncharacterized. The transcript is spliced from 2 exons. Gene Ontology annotation, molecular function: aspartic-type endopeptidase activity. Gene Ontology annotation, biological process: proteolysis. The record is from RefSeq and is a predicted model, not a curated record. The coding region runs from base 1 to 1119 and encodes 372 amino acids. NCBI's taxonomy places the organism in Eukaryota, Metazoa, Arthropoda, Arachnida, Ixodida, Argasidae.